AUAUGAAGAAAGAUGAUUCCGAUUAAAGAUAAUCAAGACGUAGCUUGUUAUUUAGUCACUAAACAUUCGACAUGGAAGGGAAAAUACAAACGUAUCUUUUCUGUCGGAACCAUGGGCAUUACAACAUACAACCCAAAUACUCUAGAAGUAACCAACAGAUGGGUUUAUAGUGAUUUUAUAUCAUUAACAGCAUUACGACCAACAACCAAUGAAUUUCAAAUUGCUAUUAGAAAGGAAAAAGGAAAAAUAGAUAAUAUGAGAUUUUCCACUGAUAAUAGAGUGGAUUUGAUCACACAAGCAUUAAAAUUUAGGCAUAAUUUUGCUGAAAAAUCAAAGGAAGUGAUGCGUUAUCAUGCUUACAAACAUCAUUGGUCAGAUACAAGAUUGCCAGUAGUUUUAGAAGUUACACCAUAUUCUCUUGAUCAAUUAGAUGCCACAACUAAUCAUGUUUUAUCAAGCUACUGCUAUAAAGAUUUUGAAGGAAUUUGCAUGAUAUCAGAUUAUUCAGGUGGUUUCGUAAUUGUUUGUGGUGGUUUUGGUAGAUUGCAUCUUUUUCAAGCUCAAAACUGUGAUGAAAUUAAGCAAAAAAUCUUAGAGAAUGCCACUUCUUAUUUAGGAAUUAAUAUAAAAGUUUUAAGUAAACCAAUUACAUUAGAAGAUUUUCAAAACCAAAGGUUUGGGAAGUUCAGUGAUGAUGAACAUUUAACAUCUGUAUCUGAGUUUCCUGUUUACAAAAUUCGCAAAGCAAGACACUCAGAACCAGUUAGAAGAAUAUUAUGUCUUUCGGAAACAUGUUUACUAGAAAGAGAUCCCCAAACAUACAGCAUUUGUACUUUAAGGCCAUUAGGAGAAAUUUUUGCAUUGGUGAGAAAUAAUGAGAACUUACAGCUAUUUGAUAUUGAGUAUUUCAAUGGUGUUGUUCGAUCAUACACUACCACUGAUAGAGAUUCAUUAUUAGCUUCUUUACUUGAUGGUGUUAGAGCUUCUGGCAACAGAGAUGUGCAUGUAAAAAUGGUUCCAAUUGAAAGAGGACUUAGACUAGGUCCUUUGAACAUGCCAGUUGAUGAAGAAGCAGAGAGUCUUCACUUAAAAUUCUUGCAAAAUCCUCCAAUUCGUUGUUCUUUUUCUGAAUGUGUUAGAAGGUUUAAUGCUAAUGUUCCUUAUAGCGGCUUAUUGUACAGUGUCACGCAAGAGGGAAUUUUCACUGAAAAUAAAGAGAAGCUUAUCAUGAAUUCGUUACAAGCUUUGGUACAAAAGGAAGGUGACCAAAAAGCAAUUACGUCCGUUGAAUUAGAAGCUCAGUUUCAGGCUUUAAGAAGACUGGUUGCUAGUAAAGUCGGCUAUGCAGCAUUCACUGUGCUACCUGGGUUUCGAGAAGCAGUUGGAAUCAAAGUUGUUACAGCUUUAAGAAGAAACGAUCAAGGUGUUACUCACGCUGCUAUUGACAUGAUAUGUACCUUAAUGCACCCAAUGCAUGACAAUUUUGAUCUUAGGCAAGAACAAAUGAAUAAAUCGUCCCUUUUACAGUCCAAAAGUUUUUUAGAAAGCCUUUUGAAUAUGUGGGUUACCCAUAUUUCGCAUGGCACAGGAGCACUAGUAGUUUCUGCAAUGUUAGAUUUUUUAACAUUUGCCUUGUGUGUUCCAUACAGUGAAACAACAGAUGGGAAGCAAUUUGAUGUGCUUUUAGAAAUGGUUGCUAGUAGGGGACGUACUGUAUUCAGAUUGUUUCAGCAUCCUUCAAUGGCAAUAGUUAAAGGGGCAGGUUUAGUUAUGAGAGCACUGAUUGAAGAAGGUGAAGAAGAAGUUGCAGCACGUAUGCAAAAUCUUGCCUUAGCUGAAGGGGCUUUACCUCGUCAUCUUUUGUCUGCGUUAUAUACCCAAGGAUGCGAUGGUCGUCUUUUGACUCACAGGCAGUUAUCCAGACAUCUUGUAGGUCUUUGGGUGACCGGAAAUCCAACAGCGAUGGGCCUACUUAAAAGAAUAAUGCCUGUUGGACUUAUAAAUUAUUUAGAUUCCCUUGAUAUUGUUCCAAAGGAUGCACUAGAACAAGAGAUGCUAAACCAUCGAGAUAAUUUAAAGAUAGCACAGGACCACGCAAAUAAAAGCAAGAGAAAUCCUAACUGGGUUAUGGUAGAAAGGAAACUGAAAUUUGUUGAAAAACAAGUUGAACAUUACACUACUUUAGCAUUGCAACAUUGGGGGGCUAGAACUGGAAUCUCAAUCGAAAGAAAAGAAAAGGUUAAGGAAAGACCUAUUGUUUUAAGGAGGCGAAGAGAAAGAAUUAAGGCUGAGGCAAACUGGGCGUAUUUUUAUUGGAAAUUUAAUCAAGAUCAAGCGUUACCCAACCUGAUUUGGAAUCAUAAAACAAGAGAAGAAUUACGUAGUGCCUUGGAUAAUGAGAUCAGGACGUUCCAGUCUGACCAGGAACUGGCAGGAUCAACUCUUGUUGCUUGGAACUAUCAGGAAUUCGAAGUUCAAUAUCAGUGUCUAGCUGAUGAAAUCAAAAUAGGUGACUAUUAUCUAAGACUGCUCCUUGAGAUGGAAGACAAUGAUAAUUCUCCCAUCAGGAAAUCUUACAUUUUCUUCAAUGAUCUAUACCACAGAUUUUUACUUACAACAAAAGUGGAAAUGAAAUGUAUGUGUUUACAAGCGAUGUCUAUAGUUUAUGGGCGAUAUUAUGAAGAUAUUGGCCAAUUUAGUGAUACUAAAUAUAUAAUUACGAUGUUAGAUAGGUGUCAUGAUAAGAUGGAACGCGAUCGAUUAAUAAUAUUUAUUAGUAAGUUGAUUAAGCAUCCUAGGAAUGUACGAGACUUGUUAGAUGCGGGUGGUAUUAGAGUCCUGGUGGAUCUGAUUACUCUUGCGCAUUUACACACAUCCCGAGCUGUGAUAAGAACGCAAACAAAUGUGAUAGAAGCUGGGCCAAAUAUGCAACAAGUUCAGGAAAAAGAAUGGUACUAUAAUAGCGAAGAAGGGGGCAGAAAAGGACCUGUAAACUUUCAAGAAAUGGCAGAACUGUACAAUAAAGGUGUUAUAAAUCCAAGAACUCGCGUUUGGGUAAUGGGUUUAGAUAAUUGGCGAGUAGUUGCACAAGUACCUCAAUUAAAAUGGUGUCUACUUGCUAAAGGAAGCCCUGUAUUUAAUGAAACUGAACUUGCAAUACUUAUUCUAAAUAUUUUAAUAACCAUGUGCGAAUAUUAUCCUAGCAGGGAUCAGGAUAAUGCCAUUAUAAGACCAGUUCCAAAGGUGAAAAGAUUACUUUCUGAGUCGUUUUGUUUAGGACAUAUUGUUCAGCUGUUACUUACUUUUGAUCCUAUAUUAGUAGAGAAAGUAGCCACUCUUCUCUGUGAAAUUAUGAAAGAUAAUCCAGAAAUAUCAAAGCUGUAUUUGACUGGUGUCUUUUUUUUUAUACUGAUGUACACUGGUAGCAAUGUCUUGCCAAUAGCCAGAUUUCUUCAACUAACUCAUAUGAAACAAGCAUUCAAAGCAGAUGAUUCGGCCAUAUCAGAUAUUAUGCAAAGAAGUAUCCUUGGACAACUGUUACCUGAAGCUAUGGUCAACUAUUUGGAGAAUCACGGUGCUGAGAAGUUUGCUCAGAUAUUUUUAGGGGAAUUUGACACUCCUGAAGCCAUUUGGAAUGCUGAAAUGAGACGAAUGUUAAUCGAGAAAAUAGCAGCUCAUAUUGCCGACUUCACCCCAAGGUUGCGUAGUAAUAUUUUAGCCCGCUAUCAUUAUCUUGCAAUUCCAGCCGUUCGUUAUCCACAAUUGGAACGAGAACUGUUUUGUAAUAUAUUUUAUCUUAGACAUCUUUGUGAUUCAACAAGAUUUCCUGAUUGGCCUAUUUCUGAUCCAGUCAAGCUACUUAAAGAUGUUUUGGAAGCAUGGAAAUAUGAAGUGGAGAAAAAACCGCCUACAAUGACUGUUGAAGAAGCAUAUAAAUGUUUAGGACUUAAAGGAAACGAUCACGAAGAAGCAACUAUACGAAAAGCUUAUUAUAAAUUGGCUCAACAAUAUCACCCUGAUAAAAAUCCCAAUGGAAGAGAGAUUUUCGAAGCAGUCAACCAAGCCUACGAAUUUCUUUGCAGCAGAAGUUCUUGGAAUGCAGAUGGUCCUAAUGCAAACAAUAUUGUGCUUGUAUUAAAGACCCAGAGCAUUUUGUUUCAUCGUUAUUCAGAAGAUUUGCAUCCUUACAAAUAUGCUGGAUAUCCUCAACUAAUGAAGACUAUACAAAUGGAAACAGCAGAUGAAAAAUUAUUCUCGAAAAAAGACCCUUUACUUGCCUCAGCCACGGAGUUGGCUUAUCAUACAGUCAAUUGCUCAGCACUAAAUGCAGAAGAACUUAGAAGAGAAAAUGGAUUAGAGAUUUUAUUGACAGCUUAUUCUCGUUGUGUGAGCGUUCUUAAUAAAUCUUCUAAACAACAGGACACUUGUGUUCAAGUAUGUGAACACAUCACUAAAUGUUACACAGUAUCAGCACAAUUUGUUGCAUGCAGAGAAAAGAUGAUCGAUUUGCCUCAGCUUGUCAAAGAUUUGUGUAGAAUUAUUUAUUUUAAGCAUCUUAUAAAGUUGUGUUUCAAUGUAACGGAAUGCAUAUGCGCCUUAAGCAAGGACCCCAUUCUACAAAUGCAACUUUUGAAAGGCGGAGCUCUAUGGCAUCUGCUAUUCGUAAUGUUCAACUACGAUUUCACACUAGACGAAGGUGGUGUAGAACGUAACGAGGAGAGCAAUCAACAGGAAAUAGCUAACCGUUUAGCCAAAGAAUCUAUUAGGGCUUGUGUUAGAUUAGGUGGUUAUGGUCAGGGAGAAGAGGAGACUCCACACAAUCCUUUAACUAGAUCUAUUCUUGAAGCUUUACUCACCCCUUACAUUGCUAAUCAAUUGGGAACUGAAAAGCCUGAACGUAUUUUGAAAACUUUAAAUAGUAAUUCAGAAACUCCGUAUCUUAUCUGGGACAAUAGUACAAGGGCUGAGUUGUUGGAAUUUUUGGAAUCUCACUGUCAAUCUCGUGAAUCAUCUGAUUUAACAAUAGAAGAUAAAAUAUCCUACACUGCCCAUAAGGGAGAAUUGAAAGUCGGGAAUGUGUUUAUCCGUAUAUAUAAUGAACAACCAACUUACCCUCUACAGGAUGCUAAAGGGUUUGUCCUGGAUUUGUUAAAUUUUCUCCAAGAGCAAUUCCAAUAUGUUCGAGCUUUGGAAAACAUUGCCUUCUCUUUAACCAUAGAAGAUCGUCUAAAGCAUACAGUUAUGUGCUUGGAAUCUCUCCGAAACGUCAUCAAAAACAACCCUGGCACCGAAAUGCAAUGUAUAGGUAAAUUCGACUUACUCUACGGUUUCCUCACUGUCUCCAACCCCGCCAUACAGAAGGAGGCACUUAAUGUCAUCUCCGUCGUAACGCGUAGCAACGAGUGCGUGAAUGAUAUCGCUGGAUCCGAAAUCUUAGGACACCUACUACUCUCUCUUUACUCUAUUCAAGACAAGCAGAUGGAGGUACUGGAAACAUUAUUCGCCCUCAUGUCUACCACAAAAAUAGUCAAAGAGGCAUUAAAUAAGGGUGCGGUGGUGUAUUUACUUGAUUUAUUCUGUAAUUCUAAUGUCACGCAAGUACGAGAGAUGUGUGCAGACAUUUUAGCCAAAAUGAGUGCUGAUAAGUUAGUGGGUCCACGCGUACGACUCGCAAUGUCUGCAUUCUUGCCCCCAAUUUUUGCUGAUGCGAUGCGUGACAAUCCAGAAGCUUGCGUGCAUAUGUUCGAGUCCGCCCACGAACAUCCGGAACUUAUUUGGGAUCAAGAGGCCAAAGAUCGGGUUUGCAACAGUAUUGCAAGGCUUAGAAAAGAGCAUCAAUCGGUUCAAAUUCAAAAUCCAAAUAUUUCAUGGAAAUUGCCAGAUAAUAACGGUCUAUCAAACUUCGCAACACCAAAUGAAAUAAUGGUAGGCGGUGUGUACUUGAGAAUAUUCGUAUCCAACCCAUCCUGGACUUUACGUCGACCCAAAGAAUUCCUUAAAGAACUAAUUGAAACUUGUCUUACACACAUGUCAAAAGAAAAACCAAAUUUGGAAUUAUUGGAUUUGGGAACAACAGCUUUAUGUGCCUUAUUACAAGCCCAACCCAAUCUUCUCGAUCUUAUUCCUUCCAUGGGACAUAUACCAAGACUAUGUGAACAACUUGGAGCCAACACAAAGCAAAUUCUUAUUUAUAAAUCUGCUAUUCUUAUAUUGCACACUCUUUCUUUGAGUUCGGUUUGUAUUUAUUCAUUGUCACAAACGAACUGCAUGCAUCCACUAAAACACGCAAUGCAAAUGAGGCGUGAUAUGGUCGGGGUUGGUUGCGAAACUCUUAAUCGAAUAUUUUCUGCGAAUCAAGAGCCCUUAGUAAGACAGGCCCUCGAAGCGGAACUGGUUCAGUAUUUAUUAGGACUUUUAGAAACUCGAUUGGAAUUGAUUGAAAAUCCAGCCAUGACAAAAGCGCAGAUUGUUAAAGCUUUGAAAUCUAUGAGCAAAAGUACCAUGUAUGGAGAAAGAGUCAGUGCCAUUCUGGACAAAAGUUCGGUAUGGGCCGAUUACAAAGACCAAAAACAUGAUUUAUUCAUUUCAAAUACAUCUACAGCUGGGUAUCUUACAGGAACCCCAGCCUCAGCAGGAUAUCUUACUCAAGGAACGAGUGCAAAGGUAAUGACGGCUCCUCCUCCUGUUGACAGGGAAGAGACGGUUAUAAAACCAGAUGUGCUGUGA
Messenger RNA from Agrilus planipennis (emerald ash borer), 6726 nucleotides. It is a transcript of the gene Rme-8, whose product is annotated as dnaJ homolog subfamily C member 13. The transcript is spliced from 28 exons. Gene Ontology annotation, cellular component: endosome membrane. Bases 13 to 6726 code for a protein of 2237 amino acids. The record is from RefSeq and is a predicted model, not a curated record. NCBI's taxonomy places the organism in Eukaryota, Metazoa, Arthropoda, Insecta, Coleoptera, Buprestidae. Gene Ontology annotation, biological process: endosome organization; receptor-mediated endocytosis; regulation of early endosome to late endosome transport.